Monosiga brevicollis MX1 is the source of this 3282-nucleotide messenger RNA. RefSeq lists its product as uncharacterized. Gene Ontology annotation, molecular function: kinase activity. The record is from RefSeq and is a predicted model, not a curated record. Gene Ontology annotation, biological process: signal transduction. The coding region runs from base 1 to 3282 and encodes 1093 amino acids. The transcript has 20 exons. Lineage: Eukaryota; Choanoflagellata; Craspedida; Salpingoecidae.
AUGAGCCUUAUGAGCAGCUUGCUGCAGAUUCCAAAUCCGCUGUCAUCAUCCUCGGCAGCAUCAACGUUGACAUUAUCGCUGAAGUGCAACAGCUGCCCACCUGUCCCAGCCAAUGACAGUCGGAUCGAGCCCGGCGGCAAGGGUCUCAAUGAAGCCGUGGCCUCGGCUCGCUUGGGCGUCCAUACCUUUUUUGUGGGUCGCAUGGGUAAUGAUGAGCUCCGCCCUGUGGUAUACACCGCCAUCCAAGCCUGUGGUGGAUUCUUGAAGAGCUGUAUCACUGAGAUGGGAGCCGACGAAGAAGGCGACGAAGCUGGUCAUUACGAUACCGGCAAUGCUUUGAUCAUCAACUGCAAGGGCGGCCGAGGGGGCACAGCAGGCACCGAGGGCAAAUAUACCUGUUCCUACGCCGGAGUCAACCACAAGAUGACCAUGGACAAAGAGUUUGCUGGACUCAAAGCUGAGUUGGAGCGCUGUAAAGCUCAAGACAAGAACAUUGUUUUUCUAACACAGCUCGAGGCCAUGGCUCCGAGCGCUAGUGUCUCCCCCGAAGCCAACGUUGUACUUCAGGCCUGUCGCUUGGCACGCGAGAUGGACAUUCCCGUCUAUGUGAAAUAUGCUCCCUACCGUGAUGAUGGCAUCUGCUUGCUCGAGUAUGCUGAUACCGUCAUUCUGAACGAAUACGAGCUCAUGAGGAUGCGCAACGAACUUUGCAACCCACCAGACGAGUCCAAGUCGAACCCAGUGACCAACCUUGUGCGAGCUUUUGAAUAUGCUUGCGCAAUUGCGAAUCAGUCGCCACAACUUCGCCGCAUCGUGUUUGUUUCCGGCUUUGGCACCAUGAGUGUGGAGUUUGACUCGCUCAGCAAUGGCACGACUCAAGCUUCAAGUUCUUCCCGAUCGGUCGUGGAUCUGCAAGUCGUACCCUCUUUCAAGUCACGUCGUUUUGGUGGUGUUGUUGGCGCUGCCGAUGCUCUGACUGGUGGGCUUGUGGCUGGCAUGGCUGCCGGUCUCAGCAUGGUACAAAGCAUCAUUCAGGGCAAUGUGUGCGCCGCGAUUUGUAUCGAGGAUGCAGCAGCGCAGGCCGCCAUGCCAAAUAAGGAAGAAGUUCAAUCCUUCUUGCAUGAUACCAGCACACAACUGGAUCUUGACAUCAACGAUGACUUUCCGCUCGGUCCCAGCGAUGACCUGAGGCUCAAAACUUUGGAUAUCUCUUGGGCAAAGGCAGUGCUAUCAAACCAACAAGUGACGCACCUCGAACCAGCGCCUUGCAAUUAUCAACAUCUGUCAGAUCUGCACUUGAGUGUUUUCGCCGGUGCUUGGACCCGAGCCCGCUCCAUCGUCCGAGCCUACGCCAGCCUUGACCAUGAGUCGCUCUUGCAGCAGCUCAAGCAAAAGGAUCGAUAUGGACGGACUGUGCUAUCUUACGCACGCAAUGCAAAAGAUUCCGAAGCCGCUGAAAUUGCCGAUGCUCUGUGCUUUCUCCGACUACUCUAUGAGCACGCCGACUCAUCUGAACUAAAGGAUUUGGCCGAGUUUAAGCAUUUGACCGGGCGGAUUUUUAGUUCGCAGAAUCCCAAAAAGUCUCCUUUGGCCACAGCAGAUGCCCCCAAUGCUUUUGCCAACUCGGUUGCAGAGUCUAAAACCCCUUUGGUUCAAGUUUUAGUGGCUUACUGCUUCCAUUACUUUCAAAUGCGGAGCGAGCCUGGCACCCUCGACUUGGGGCGUUUUACAUGUGACGUCAUUGACACUGCUCUCUGUCAUCCCGAUGCCGAGGAAAAUGCCCCGCAUUUUUGCGAGAUUCUCUCUGGCACCGAUCGAGAGGACCAUUUCCUGUUUGGUGCCACCCAAGGAGCCUGUCACAAUAUCAUUGCCAACUGGAAUGGCUGGUGUGGCCGAGAUUGGGGCGCUCACUUACCAUCGGCUAGCGACAAGGAACUCGGGCGCGGGUCGCGGAGCCAGAUCAAGCCGUGUCCAUCAUUGUCGAUGCCCUUCGAGGCACAACUGCCCUUCACCAAGACAGGCACCCUGUGUCCUCCCCCGACAAUGCAGCUGACUCUCAAUGGACGCCACAACAACAAAAAAUUGUUCUAUCCAUUUCUCAGCUUCUGGGAAGCACUAGCAAGGAUGCUGACAGCAAAACGCCUGGUAGGACUUUCUGUGCAACAGAUGAUGUCGGUCAUGACCUGUUUGCUCAAGCUACUGAUUGCUGCAAAUCAAUCGCGACCUGGAGGUGAACAACUGAGUGCAAGCACGAGCAAAGGUGCAAAAGUCAUUGAAAAACUACGCAAAGCAGCACGACUCAAAGACGUCUUCAUCAGCUACAAGCACGAGUGUCACGACGACACAGUGAACGCGUAUGUCAUGCAGCGGAAAUGCCUUGAUUCCGAGGUCUCUCAUAGGUCUCUCCGUCAGUUGGAUAAGCUUGGCGUGAGCUUCUUUGUGGACCGCGAAAUUCAGGGAAGCGAGGACUGGCGCAAAGUUGUAACCUCACAGAUUUCGUAUUGCCACAUCUUUGUGGUACUUUUCUCGACGGGCUGGUCCAAAUCCCAGUACUGUCGUGCGGAAGCUGAAAAUGCUCGUAGCAAAAAGUUUAUGGUGUUUGUUUUAGACCCCGUGAACGAGCCUGUUGAUGAUGAGACACGCCUAAUUUUGCCGUCCGAGUAUCAGGAUUUUUCUUUUUCAGAGCAAAACAAUGAUGGUGGUGCUGCCAGCAUUGAAGCGUUUUGCAAAGAGGUGCUGACGGCCAGUCGUGAUGUCCACCCCUCUGCCAUUGCUGCUAGCAGGGCAAGCAAUGUGGAUCCCUUAUUCGCCGAAAGCAAGAUGCAUCGGCGUGAUGUUGUUGUCUUUUGCAAUCCGGAAGACGUCGAGAAUGUGAUCAUGCCUUUUGAUGCAUUUCUCCGGACCAAGGCCUCGCAUCUCCGGAACCGCUUGUGUUUCCGUCGAGUGUUUGACUCUAUGCCAGAAGGCGACGUGCAGUCAUAUGAAUUUGCUGUCUGGUUUGUCAACGAUAAUGCCAGCAAACUAGCAGAGUUGACCAAGAAACUCAACAUUCAGCACUAUGGCAUCGUCAACAUUGACAAGAAUAGUUCAAACAACAAAUCGCUGGAAUUUGUGACCAACACCGACCAGGUUCGCUUUGCUCACUUGCUUUUUUUUUUGGGGGGGGUGAUGUGUGUGUGUGUGUGUGUGUGUGUGUGUGUGUGUGUGUGUGUGUGUGUGUGUGUGUGUGUGUGUGUGUGUGUGUGUGUGUGUGUGUGUGUGAAGUCAGCUGUUUCGUGUUGA